Bombina bombina (fire-bellied toad) is the source of this 858-nucleotide messenger RNA. Its product is annotated as ras-related and estrogen-regulated growth inhibitor-like protein. Gene Ontology annotation, molecular function: GTP binding; GTPase activity. The coding region runs from base 1 to 708 and encodes 235 amino acids. The transcript has 4 exons. Lineage: Eukaryota; Metazoa; Chordata; Amphibia; Anura; Bombinatoridae. The record is from RefSeq and is a predicted model, not a curated record.
AUGGUUCUAAAAAUCCCUCUCCGGAGAUCGGUUAGUCUCAGUCCUGAACAUCAACUGUCUGUGGGUCCAACAGAAAUGACAGGACUGACUGCAAUAAAAAUGGAAGCCAAUAUCUUAGUUCUUGGUGCAGAUGGUGUUGGAAAAUCAGCAUUAACAGUGCGCUUUUUAACCAGACGAUUCAUUGGUGAAUAUGGAGAGCUUGAAUCUAUUUAUAGCCAUAACGUCUCUGUGGAUGGAAAGGAAGUGAUCUUUAAUAUUUGGGAUUUCCCGUAUUCAAGGGAACCAACAGAUGAUAGUUGUGCAGAGGAGGAAAAACGUAUACAGUGGGCUGAUGGUUUUGUGUUGGUAUAUAGCAUCUGUGAUAGAGCAAGUUUCAAUAUCAUCUGUCAAACAAUUCAGCUGAUCAAAGCAUCUAAAGACUAUUUGGGUUCGGAGAAACUUCCUAUUGUAAUUGUAGGCAACAAACGUGACCUGCACCACUUGCGCACUGUAUCCAGUGAAGAGGGAAGACUCCUAGCCCUUUCUAUGGACUGCGAUUUCUAUGAGGUGUCAGCAGCUGAAGCCUAUCACGGUGUCCUCAUGGUGUUUCAUGGCUUAGUUGACAAGAUUAAAGAGUGCAAGCUGGUUACUAAGAAAGGAACAGGAAUACGAGGUAUUGUAAAGAGCAUGUCAGCUGUGUUUGCCAGGAGAAGAACAGACUCUCUCUAAUACCUGAAAUAUUUGGCAGUUGAUAAUUGAGACAUCCCAUGAAUCUAACAUCUGGGAUGUGUGACUUCUUGUUUUUUUCUUAUAUAAUGUUCUGCGCAUGGAAUGGACUUUUCUUACUGUACAAUCCAACGCUUAUUUGGAGAGUCUGCA